Messenger RNA from Cooperia oncophora, 762 nucleotides. The record is from the annotation of a GenBank genome assembly. Lineage: Eukaryota; Metazoa; Nematoda; Chromadorea; Rhabditida; Trichostrongylidae.
AUGACAUUCAACACCUGGAUGUCUGGAUCACGGGUGAACGAUGGUCUUCAGAAGAUUGCCAAACAUAUUCUGCUAGUGAACCCCGACAUUGUUGCGCUACAGGAAGUUCAGCACGAUUAUGAUAUUGGAAAUCUCACUCAAAUGCUUGGCAAACCAUGGGUUGGUAUACAUCACAGAAAUCAUCCAACGCUACCAGACACUGCAAUCUUGACUAGGCAUGAGUUUUAUCCAAACUCCUACACCGAUACCAGUACCGGUAUAGGAAUAAGAAUUCUUGUGGAUUCAUUGUUUUUCGUCAAUUUCUGGUCUGUUCACCUGAACUACCUACCUUAUGGGCCAUAUGCUGCAUUCAACAAGAUGGUGACAUCCAAGGAUCAAAUCCUUGCAGUAGAAAAACUUCCCUCAGGAAGAGAACAAAAUGUUAAAGAGCUUCGGAACAAUUCAAGGAUGACGGCUUGGAGAAGGAAAGCUGAUAUUAUACCGGUGAUUGUCAGCGGUGAUUUCAAUUCACCAUCUCAUCUCGAUUGGACCGAAGAAACCCGAGGCAUACAUAAUGGAUGGCAAAUAGAAUGGCCAGCGACAAAACUUAUGGAGGAGAUGAAUUUUAUCGACUCGUUCAGGAAGCUCCAUUCAUUUGAUCAAGACCCAGGCUUCACAUGGUCAACCGUAGACAAAUGGAAUUCGCAGUACAAUAUCUCUGAACCUCAAGACCGGAUCGAUUUCAUCUUCUAUCAAGGUCGGGAGAAGAUCUUAACUAUUUGA